Messenger RNA from Oikopleura dioica, 531 nucleotides. NCBI's taxonomy places the organism in Eukaryota, Metazoa, Chordata, Appendicularia, Copelata, Oikopleuridae. The record is from the annotation of a GenBank genome assembly.
AUGCGCGUGCUGAUUCUAGGGCUCGAUGGAGCUGGUAAAACGACUAUCGUUAAGAAAAUCAUGGGAAGAGAUGUGAAUGUCAUCGAACCGACCCUCGGAUUCAACAUUGAAACUAUUCCUAUCGAGCUUGAAGGAGACUCUCAGCCGUAUCAAGUGAAUGUCUGGGACGUAGGAGGGCAAAAAUCAAUCCGGACAUUUUGGAAAAACUAUUUUGAACAAACAGAGGGUCUCGUCUGGGUUGUCGAUUGUUCCGAUAGGUCCAGAUUGGAAACUUGCAGAGAAGAGCUUUCUCAGUUACUGUUGGAAGAAAGACUAGAUGGCGCGACAUUACUUGUAAUGGCGAAUAAACAAGACCUUCCAGGAGCUGCUAGCGUCGAUGAAAUUCAAAAGCUUCUCGGAUUAGACGACAUUACAACUCAUCAUUGGUCGAUACGAGGAUGUUCAGGAGUCAAGGAUGAAUCAGAAGCACUAAAUGGACAUCUGAAAUGGCUCACUGGAGAUGUUGCUUCACGAUGCUUCUCACGAGACUAA